Molecule: messenger RNA, 1905 nt
Organism: Amphiprion ocellaris (clown anemonefish)
Lineage: Eukaryota; Metazoa; Chordata; Actinopteri; Pomacentridae
Gene: nkx3-2
Product: NK3 homeobox 2
Exons: 2
Coding region: 267-1064 (265 amino acids)
Biological process (GO): cell differentiation; regulation of transcription by RNA polymerase II
Cellular component (GO): nucleus
Molecular function (GO): DNA-binding transcription factor activity, RNA polymerase II-specific; RNA polymerase II cis-regulatory region sequence-specific DNA binding
Source: RefSeq, a predicted model, not a curated record
GAAAAGUGCCGGAGACUGGAGGGAGCCCGUGCUGAUGGCAGAGCUAUGCGGUGGAGCAGCAUCGCGCCUGCGGAUGUAGCAGAAACUUUUCAGGGCUUCUCCCGCUGGGAUGCGACCAGGAACCAACACUGGAGGGAAGCAGUUAAGCGCCAGCAGAGCUCCACGGAGGGAGUAGCUUAAAAUGUGGAUGAACUGACAUUUCCUCCACUAUCCGGGCCGGUUAAUUACUCAAGUUGAAGACCGAGCAAACUUCUGCUUUUUUGAAAAUGGCCGUUCGUGGCAACUCGCUGAUGCCUUUCUCGAUCCAAGCAAUCCUGAACAAAAAGGACGACAGCCGACACUUGCCAGAUUUGGACAUGUGCUUCUCCAAGACGACGUGCUGGAAAAUAUUCGGGGAGAUGAACGGCGGGUCGAGGAGGAACGAUGGGGAGGCUUGCGAGCCGACCGACCAGAAAAGCUACGAUUCGGACUCGGGACUGAGCGACGACAACGACAGCAAGACUCCGGCCGUGUGCAAGUCAGAGAAGGACGGAGACGCUGCGUCCGAUGUACCGGAGGAAAGUCUGCAGGAGGAGACGGACCAAGAGUCUGCAGCUGCGGAAAACGCAAAGAGUGACAGUGAGCCUAAUAACGCCACGGACUCCAGCAACGUGGACGAGAAGAGCCUGGACCAGCCCAAACAGCGGAAGAAGCGCUCCAGAGCCGCCUUCUCUCAUGCGCAGGUCUUCGAGCUGGAGCGCCGCUUCAACCACCAGCGGUACCUCUCCGGGCCGGAGCGGGCGGACCUGGCGGCCUCCCUGAAGCUCACAGAGACUCAGGUCAAGAUCUGGUUCCAGAACCGCCGGUACAAGACGAAACGCCGCCAGAUGGCCGCCGACCUGAUGGCGUCGACCCCGGCGGCCAAGAAAGUGGCGGUGAAAGUUCUGGUGCGGGACGACCAGAGACAGUACAGCCCGGGAGAGAUCCUGCGGCCCCCGCUGCUCUCCCUGCAGCCGUCCUACUAUUACCCGUACGCCUACUGCCUCCCGGCCUGGACACUCUCUGCGUGUGCGGGGAAUCAGUGAGAACUCGGUGACUGUAUUUAUUCAUUUUUAUUAUUUUUUUUUGCUCCCAGGAAUCCAAACUGACUUUCCAUAUUUUUUUUUUUCUGACAAGAGGAGGAGACCUGAUUGGACUGUGAUGAGCUCAGCGUCUCGCCUCAUCGUGUUGUCCAGGCAAAAGCAGGGGUUACUUCAUAUUUUUUGUGGGUUUUCACAUCCUCAAACACAAUAAAACGACUCCUCCGUUCAUUUAAUAAGAGUCUGUCUCAUGGGACCCCGACAGAGAAGCUAUUUCUCCUGAUAUAGGCUCUAAAAAUAAUAGAAGUCUGAACUGCAAGUGAGCGAAGAGACAGGACCUCCUUAUUAAAUAUCAGCGUGUUCACCUGUGAGGAGAGACACAGUACUAACACUAAACUAUUCCUCUGUUUGCUGGGACCCCUCAAGGACCUCUGAAGCCCUUCUGAGGGAACCUGCGGCCUGAAUAUGACUGAAAAUGUCACCUUAUGUUGGUUUAUAUUUUACAUGCGCCUUCCUACCUCUGCAGUGAUUUGGAAAUAGGCAUAUUCCAUUGACUUUUCAAAUAUAUGUCUCUGUUACAGGUUGUGUUUUAUUAUUAUUAUUUUUCUUGCUGUGUUUGUAAAGGUAAGAUAUUUCAGCACUUUUGAGCAUAUACGUUACAUUACUUCAAUGUAAAAUGCAUUAUAGUUUGGGCAUGUUCGGUGUGAGGCUGAAAAGAGGCGGUUUGUGACGGUGAACGUGAACAGGCUGAAACAAACCGACGACUAACUGAAAUGUACAUGUGUUAUUUGUGUUAAAUGACUGUUUAGAUGGAAAAACAUUAAAAACAUAUCAGGCAUUACUUUCA